CAACUAUUUUCCUUAUUAUCUUUAUAGGGUUUAGUAUUUGAGAAACUUAAAGCAAACGUCAGUUCAAAAUGGCCAUUUAUCAUUAGUGCGGCAGUUUGCUGGAUUCUACCAGUUAUUCCAGUCGUAAUUGUUCUCACUUCACGCGAUGGUUACUCUGUGCCGUUUUUUGCAAAUUUUUGCUUUCCCAGUUCACGUGAAAUGUUUUACUACACGGCAGUUUUGCCUGAAAACGUUUUAUAUGCUGUUGGUGUUUCCUUCUUAUAUAUUAUCGUUUGGAAACUUCUAAAGGUUUGCUUACAAUUACGAUUACCAUUUCUACAGCACAAAUUUCCAUGCGGAUACGAUCAAACACGCUUUACAUCAAGUAUUACGUUGACCUAGUUACAUACUUAGCCUGGACUAUUUUAUCUUUACAACAAUUGUGACAUUACGUUCUUAACUAUGUUUAUCCUAAUCCACCCUGUCAACUUUCCCUGCGGAAGGAAACGGGGGCACCCAGAGAAAACCCGCGACCUUCGGCAGAGCGUUGGCCGACUCGUUUCACAUUAGUCCGUAGAGUGAAUAGAACCCACGAUCGCAGAGGUGAGAGGCGCUUUUUCUGAAGACUGAGCCACCGAAGCGCCAUAUUCAGUUUGAUACUAGUAGAGGGUCUGCUACCCUGCGUAAUACUCAAUGUGAAUGGUCAUUGAAAAGUCCCAAUGGGGAGUGAGCCGAAUAAUGUAAUGUAACAAUAGACAAUUCCCAUUAUAGACUAAUUUUAAAAUUACUGUAGGCAAGGAGAUGCAAAUAAAUCACCACAGCUAGAAAGAGCAUACUAAAAUGAGUAAAAUUACAAAAUUUGGUUGCGAAAUGUUGUAAAAUGCGGAAAAUAUAUAGCCUUGCAAAGUUCGCAAAUUUUGUGUACUUUUGUAUUGCGUGCGGAAAUUGCUACCAUUUUCGGUCCAAAUGUGGUAGGAAUUUCCGCACCCAAAACAAAAGUAUACAAAAUUUGCGAACUUUGCAAGGCUAUAUGUUUUCCGCAUUUUACAACAUUUCGCAACCAAACUUUGUAAUUUUACUAAUUUUAGUAUGCUCUUUCUCGCUGUGUAUUUGCAUCUCCUUGCCUAGUUUUAAAAUUAGUCUAUAAUGGGAAUUGUCUAUUGUACAAAACUAUCUACAGGGCCUUUCAAUAGUAAAAUAUAUCUUAAUGCGCCCCAGUUUAUUACACCUUGUCUAUAGCCAGUGAGACUCAGUUGGUGAAAACGCUUUGAAUCUAUUACUAGGAGAGGCAAGCUCCAAUAACAGCUUCGCACGAUCAAGCAAAGACACGCAAGAGUAAAAUGGACAGUGUUGUCAAACGAUUGACGCUAUUAAUGAUUUUCUACUGUGCGACAGUCUACCUUACGUAUGGCAGUAAUGCGUAUCUUUUGAACAAAAGCGAAGCCUUGGAAACGUCCUUAAAACGUUACACCACUUGCGUGAAUGUUCAACCAAAAUGCCCUCGAGGUAUGUGGAACAGACAACUAAACAGAUAGCGAGCUGACACGUUUUUGUCGGUUAUCGUUCCAUGUUUCGCGCACCAAUAUAGUUUAAGGCCCUGUCACAUUAUUGCGUAUCGUACUAGCGUAUGCCAGCGUAUGAAAAAUAUCACUCAUACGCCGGUAUACGCUGACAUACGCUAGGGAUACGUUAGGCAUACGUUGUAUACGUUUCAAGCACGGUCGCAUACGGUGGCAUACGCCGAAACAGAAAUUUUUUUAAGCAUGUUCAAAAAUUGUACGUAUGCUUUAUAUGAUAAGCAUACUCUAGAGUCUAUAGGCACACGCUGAAUACGCUAGAGGUACGCCAGAUGUACGGUACUCAUACGCUGGCAUUUCAAAGGAUUUUUGUGCGUAUGAAAAUUAUUUCAUUAAUUUUCAUACACUUCUCAUACGUUUCUCUCAUAUGCAAUAGUGUGACAGGGCCCUUAGGGUUAGUUAGGGCUAGGGGUAAGGGUGUAUAUAUAUGUAUAUUGUUACAUGAAGAUCAUUUGAUCUUUGAUGUAACCCUUCUAACCAUCAUUAUCAUCUAUAUAAAUAUAUAUUUUAUACUUUCAAUUCUAGACUACAGAAAGUAUGUCUCCCAUAUUCCAUUGCUUCUCAACUACGUUGCAGCUGGCAUAUUCCCGCUAGCAACAGUAUUGUUCAUGGCAGCCAAUGAGAGAACGCGAAGAUUUUGGAAGCAACCAUUCCACCAACUACGCAACAUCCUAUCACAGCAUACAACCUCAAGCACUAACCUUUCAUCACAGCUUAUUAACGAGGGGAGUGAUAGACAAUUGACCAACAAGUCUGCAUAAAGAUCAACUUGUGGCCUAAAUUCUUGGACAAAACCUUCGAGACCGUUCCAGCCAAUAUUACAAAGUUAAUGCACAUUGUCUACCAUUAACCCCCCCCCCUUGUCUACCCUUACCCCCCCCAAAAAAAAAAUAUUGCAAAGUUAAUGCACAUUGACAAAACAAACCUUGUCUCCCCCCAGUUCAAUGUUGUAAGAUGCCGAAACAACUUUUGGUAAUAUACCACGACACAAGCUCAACAUUCAGUUGGGGAAUUUAAGUGUAUGCAAAUUUUGUAUACGGGGAAAAAUAGUCUCAACCAGUUAUGUCCAAGAUUGUAGGUCACUUUUUUCUCUGCUAGCUUGAUAUAAACAAGAACAACGCCUAUGACAGACAAUAGACAACUCCCGAAUUUGCUGGCUGGCAUUCGGAAAACUACUUUCAAUAGAUAUUUACAUGCAUUGUUUGAGUCCCUGAUUAAGAUAAAAUAUAUUUUUAAACCUGUCGGUAUUAUGAAAAUGAAGAGCAUAACUUUUGCUUGACAAGUUAAAUAAUUUCUAUAAAAAUAUUUCUAUAAAAUCAGUAUAAAUCAUGCGGUUAGUUAAAGCGGUGUAUUAUGAGCGCGCAUAAUCAUGGCUUACUGUGAUUUUCUAUGAAACUUAUAAAUGCGAGUUUUUUAUCGUAGUAAAGUUUUAAAAUUAAAAUUCUCAAAUUUUCAGUCGU
Molecule: messenger RNA, 3016 nt
Organism: Paramuricea clavata
Lineage: Eukaryota; Metazoa; Cnidaria; Anthozoa; Malacalcyonacea; Plexauridae
Source: the annotation of a GenBank genome assembly